This is a messenger RNA of Helianthus annuus (common sunflower), 495 nucleotides long. RefSeq names its product RGG repeats nuclear RNA binding protein B. The transcript has 4 exons. The record is from RefSeq and is a predicted model, not a curated record. Bases 124 to 495 code for a protein of 123 amino acids. NCBI's taxonomy places the organism in Eukaryota, Viridiplantae, Streptophyta, Magnoliopsida, Asterales, Asteraceae.
UAUGGUGUUUUUAUGCCCUAUGAUGAUGAAUGCUUUACACAUUUAAUUUGAUGUUUCUUUUGUCAUUAGGUCGAUCAAACAAAGACAAAAUGGUCCCCGGUUUUCUUGCUUGCCUCAAAAUGAAUGCCAUCGUAUGCAAUGAGAGAAGCCAGAAAUGAAGGUGGGCGUGGCGGGCGUGGUGGUCGUGGGUACGGUCGUGGUGGGCGUGGAAGUGGUGGAUACAAUAGAGAUUCCGCCAACAAUGAGGGUUCGUUUGGUAACCGUGGUAUCGAAGAGUCUGAUGGAAAGUCUUCUGAGAGACGUGGUGGUGGUUAUGGUGGUCCUCAUGGUGGUUUUCGUGGUGACCGUCGUGUGUCUUUUGCUAAUGGUGAUGGUGGUGAGGAUGGAGAACGUCGACGUAGGACAUAUGAAUGUCAUAGCGGCACAGGGCGUGGGGAGCGGGCCGUUGGAACUGGGGAACUCAGGCUGAUGAAAUCAACCAGUUUUAUUACCUAA